AUGAAGGCUAUGCCUCCGCAGUCGUUCUACUUCUCUUUGAUGCUUUGUGGGCUUAUGAGCCUUGCUUUUUCUUUCAAAGAAGCAGCAGUAGCAACACCUACAAUUGGCUGCUCCUACUCGGAAGUGGAACGGGACGCCCUGCUCGCCUUCCAAGCCAACGUCAAAGAUCCUUCCCACCGUUUGGCUUCGUGGUCUCCACGAAUAGACUGCUGCAAAUGGAGUGGCGUCGUAUGCAGAAGUAGCAAGGCCAACAACGCAACUUUGUUCCAAGUCCAGCAUGUGGUGGAGCUCAACCUUUCAAAUGUCGAUUAUAAGCAUACUCUGCGAGGUGAGAUACUGAGUCCUUCUUUGUUGAACCUGACUCAGUUACAACUGUUGGAUCUAAGUGGGAACGACUUCGAAGGCACUCCAAUCCCCCAUUUUAUUGGCUCUUUUCAGAAGCUCAAGUAUCUUGAGCUUUCUGGGUCCAAUUUUUCUGGAGUGAUUCCAUCUCAACUUGGCAAUCUGUCGAGCCUUUAUCAUCUUGGACUGCAGUCAACAUUGGAUGCGGCUUCAAUUGCCCAUCGUUUGGAUUGGCUCUCAGGUCUCUCUUCUUUGUCGUACCUCGACAUGUCUGGUGUGAAUCUCAGCACAGUCUCACAAAAUUGGUUGUCGGUGGUCAACAUGCUCCCUUCCCUACGAGAACUCUAUUUGCAUAUUUGUGGUCUUACUUACAUCCCUUCUUCAUUUAAUUUUCAUCUCAACCUCACUUCUCUCAUAACUCUCGGACUUGGUGGCAAUAACUUCAACUCCACUUUGCCUAAUUGGUUAUGGAACCUCACCGAAAUGUCAACUCUUCAUUUUUAUUCUAGUUCUCUUUUUGGUCCCAUACCUAUGGAAAUUGGGAACUUGACUAGUCUAAUUAGUCUGAGCCUUUCUUUUAACUCACUUUCAGGUUCUAUACCUAUUGAACUUGGGAACUUGACUAGUCUAAUUAGUCUGGACCUUUCUAUUAAUUCACUUUCAGGUCCUAUACCUAUUGAACUUGGGAACUUGACUAGUCUAGAAAAACUCGAUCUUUCUUAUAAUCUACUUUCGGGUUCUAUACCUACUGAAAUUGGGAAUUUGACUAGUCUAAUAAGUCUUGACCUUUAUUUGAAUUCACUUUCAGGUUUUAUACCUACUGAGAUUGGGAACUUGAUUAGUCUAACAAGUCUCUGGCUUUUUGGAAAUUUACUUUCCGGUUCUAUACCUACUCAAAUUGGGAACUUGACUAGUCUAACAAAUUUGGAACUUUCUAGUAAUUCACUUUCGGGUCUCAUACCUACUGACAUUGGGAACUUAACUAAUCUAAUAAGUAUUGACCUUUCUAUGAAUGCACUUUCGGGCCCCAUACCUAGUGAGAUUUCGAAGCUUUCCAAUUUAAAGAGUCUACGCCUCUCUUAUAACUCUUUAGUGAGUGUAGUCUCAGAACUCCAUCUUGCAAACCUAACCAACUUAACGGGUUUAGCUUUAGGGGAAAACUCUCGUAUUACCAUUUCAUUAGAUUAUGACUGGGUCCCUCCUUUUCAACUAAUCAGCAUUGAUUUGGCCUCUUGUAUAGUGGGUCCUAGAUUUCCAGGAUGGCUUCGCUCACAGAAAUCCAUGUUGGAGUUGAGUUUGUCGAAUACAAGCAUUGAGGACAACUUGCCUAAUUGGUUUUGGAAUAUUUCAUCUGCCACCAUUGGGAUUAUUGAUCUUUCUCGUAACAAAUUUAGUGGCGCUUUGCCCUCAUCCUUAGAGGGCAUGCCAACACUUGAAAUUUUGAUUCUAAGUUAUAAUAAAUUGGAAGGACUUGUUCCUCGUUGGCCAAUUCAAAUCAAUAUGCUAGAACUAUCUUUCAAUAACUUUUCAGGGCCAUUACCAUCAAUAUCCUUUUAUUUUUCUUCAUUGCAAAGCUCAAUCCAUUUUGGAUUUGAGAUAAUGCUGUCAAAUAAUCAGAUUAAUGGGAGCAUACCAUCUUAUAUUUGUAAUUUGAAACUACGUGGUAGUUUGGAUUUAUCCAAUAAUGAAUUAUCUGGUGAGAUUCCCAAGUGUUGGCAGGUGGAAGCAGCUAGGAGCCUUUAUUUUGUUCACUUGGGAAACAACAAACUCAGCGGGGAGAUUCCGAGGUCCCUUGGAAACUUGAUUGGCCUACGAUCUUUGCAUUUGAACAAUAAUAAUCUUAGUGGACAUCUUCCACCAUCACUGCAAAAUUGCCACGAGCUAGUUGUUCUUGAUCUUGCUGAUAAUAAAUUUUCAGGAAGAAUACCUGCAUGGAUUGGACAAAGCUUGCUACAAUUGACUAUUCUCAGAUUGAGAUCAAAUGAUUUAUUUGGCGUUAUUCCUCCGAAUCUGGGAGAAUUAAAGAAUCUUCAAAUUAUUGACCUUGCCAAUAAUAAUUUAUGGGAAAUACCAUAUUCCUUUGGCCAUUUCAAUGCAAUAACAUCAACAUCAAGAGCCAUGGAUUGGAUAAAUUCACCUGAAGACAGGUUGGAUGGUUUUGAAUAUGGAGAAAAUGAUAGUAUAUCAAUUAUCACCAAGGGAAUUGAAUAUUACUUUUCAUCGACUCUGUAUUUGGUGAAGAGUAUAGAUCUUUCCAAUAAUGGUCUUACAGGUGAGAUCCCCAUGACACUAGGAUCUCUAGCCGGACUUCAAACAUUGAAUUUAUCGAGGAACAAUCUAAGGGGUAAGAUUCCAUGUACUAUUAGUGGAAUGAGAUCAUUGGAAACUUUGGAUUUAUCAUUCAACAAUCUAUCUGAUGUUAUUCCUCAAGGUUUGUCAGCAUUAACAGCUCUAAGCCAUUUGAACCUUUCUUACAAUAAUUUAUCGGGGAAAAUUCCCUCAGGAAAUCAACUUCAGACACUGGAAGAUGCAUCAAUUUACAAAGGAAAUAUCUAUCUAUGCGGAGAUGUCAUCCAAAAGAAUUGUUCUGAUUAUAAGAGAAACAAUUUGACAGUUGAAGGGAUAUGUUACUGGAUUAUGGUGUAUGUUUAUCAUCUUAUUAUUCAAGAAAGAAUGGAGGAACAUCUAUUUUCGAAUGAUGGACAAAAUGUAUGA
Molecule: messenger RNA, 3057 nt
Organism: Zingiber officinale
Lineage: Eukaryota; Viridiplantae; Streptophyta; Magnoliopsida; Zingiberales; Zingiberaceae
Product: receptor-like protein EIX2
Exons: 2
Coding region: 1-3057 (1018 amino acids)
Molecular function (GO): protein binding
Source: RefSeq, a predicted model, not a curated record